Sesamum indicum (sesame) is the source of this 3064-nucleotide messenger RNA. RefSeq names its product transcription termination factor MTEF18, mitochondrial. NCBI's taxonomy places the organism in Eukaryota, Viridiplantae, Streptophyta, Magnoliopsida, Lamiales, Pedaliaceae. Gene Ontology annotation, molecular function: double-stranded DNA binding. The record is from RefSeq and is a predicted model, not a curated record. Gene Ontology annotation, biological process: regulation of DNA-templated transcription.
CAUAUUCCGUCCUCUGCCCCCUCUCUCUCCUCUUGUCGUGGGUUUUACAAAACCCAAUCGUCAAAACUGACCCUGGAAGUCCCUCUUAACCUUAACCUUUCCGAGAGAGUGUACAAGAAAAAGCAGAGAAAACCCUUGUCUGGGAAGCUGCUCCUGCAGUAGCCUAGCACCAAUUUCCCUGGGCAACCUUCACAAAUCUCAUGAAGGCGAGAAACCCAUUUCACGCACCUCAAAUAUAGUCAAUCUUUUACCUUUCUGCGCCCUUUGCGUUAUCCAUGACCAGUUUACUGAAACUUAGGAAGCCUCAUUUCCUCAAAUGUGUUUCUUUAUAUUGCUCAGGAAACAACUCUUCAUCACCAAAAUCGAAUCUUUAUGUUAAUGGGUCACUCCACAUUUUACAACUCUUUAGAUUUUGUAGAGUAGAAAGGGCUGUGAAUUUGAGAAACGGCGGAGAUCUUGGUGAACUAGCUAAGAAGUCCCGUGUUGUUAGAAGGGAAGCUCAAGCUGCUUUGUUAGACUACUUGCAUUCCACUAGGAGUUUGCAGUUUAUGGAUGCUGAGAAUAUGAGCAAGAACACCCCCGAGUUUCUGGAUAGGUUGUUGAAGAAGGUGGAUAUUAAUGAUGGUGACGUUAGCCGGUCGUUGACACGGUUCUUGAGGUACCAUCCUAUUAAUGAAUUCGAACCCUUCUUUGAAAGCAUAGGCUUGGAUCCUUCUGAGUAUUCAUCAUUUCUUCCCCGCGAUUUGAUGUUUUUAAGUGAUGAUCAGUUGUUGUUGCAGAACUACUGUGUGCUGUGUAAUUAUGGAAUUGCGAGGAAUAGGAUUGGAAAGAUUUAUAAGGAAGCUAUGGAGGUUUUUAGGUAUGAUUAUGGGAUUUUGCAAUCAAAGCUUCAGUCUUUUCAGAAUUUGGGGUUAAAUCAGUCUCUUGUUGUUAAGAUAAUUGCUUCAAGUCCUUACCUUUUGAGGGGAGAUGUCAACCCGGAGUUUCUUAAGGUCUUAGAAAAGUUAAAGAAAUCAGGGAUUGGGUACAAAUGGCUUGAGGAGCAUUUAUCUGAAGGGAAUUCGUAUAAUUGGAAAUGUAUGCUUGAGCUCAUCUGUUUAUUAGGUGAGUUGGGCUUGACUGGAGAUAUAUUAGGAGAAGUAAUUACACACCAUCCUGACCUUGUGCUUGAGCGCUCUGGACGUAUUACCUUUUGCUUAUUUGUGUUCUUGUUGAAAUUCGGAUCCACACCGAGUGAUAUACAAAAUCUGUUUCUUCAGUUUCCACAUAUAUCAGUUGUGAAGUUCACAAAUAAUUUAUGUCAGUGCUAUAAGUUUCUAGUUGAAAUAAAAAUGUCUGUUCAAGAUAUUGGUUGGAUGGUCCGUUCAUACCCACUACUGCUGGGUACAUGUGAACUCAAAAAAGUUACAAGCUUAUUGGGUACAUUGAACUGUGGACUGAACCAGCUCUGUCAAAUGGUCAAGGAUGAUCCAUAUGUGUUAAAGAAAUGGGUCCUUGGAGUGAGAGUUGAUCGGCUACCAGGGCCAAAGAGGGUUUUAAAAGUAAGAAUGUUGAAGACUAAGUUUCUAUUAAGCCUAGGCUUUGUUGAAAAAUCAAAGCAACUGGAAAGGGCCCUGAAAGUGUUUCGAGGAAAGGGGGUUGAACUCCAAGAGAGAUUUGAUUGUUUAGUGAACAAUGGUUUGAGUCGUGAAGAUGUCAUAGAGAUGCUGAAAGUAUCUCCCCAAAUUCUUAACCAGUCGAAGGAUGUCAUUGCAAAAAAAAUUGAGUUUUUUGUAAAAGACAUGGGAUACCCAGUGUCUGCUCUGGUUGCUCAUCCAGCACUUGUCUCUUAUAAAAUUCAGAGGGUAAAGCUUAGGCUUCUGACUUAUAAAUGGCUCAAAGAUCAAGGAGCAGUACACCCGAAGUUGGCCUUAAGCACUCUCUUCUCAUGCUCAGAGGAAAUAUUUGUCAGGAGUUAUGUAAACUCUCAUCCUAGAGGGCUUGAAUUUUGGGAGAGCCUGAAGAAAAAGAUAUAUUAACAGUGAGUGGAAAAAUCAGUGUUUACUAGCUUUGUUACUAGAGCCUCCAUGGAAAUGCAGGGUUUCCCUAAAGCUAAGUCUUCUGCAAAUGAACUGUGAUGCUUUUCCGUAGCUCCAAAUUUUGAGUUCCAUGAACAUAAUCUGGAGAAGGCAAACCAAAUGUAAGAUCAGUUCCAGUUUGAGGUCAAUGGAUGUAGCACAAGAAACAACCUCAUCCUCAAGGAUGUAAAAUAAUGGCUGUAUCAGGACAUAGUUGACAAUGUUUUCACGUUAUAAUAAUUAUUCGCAACUAAUAAGGAGCACUAAAUUGAGACACACCACAGAAUCCCUGAGAGACAACCUAAGGGAAGCGACCAACGUUGUUGCUGACUCAUUUAAAAGACAACGCUGUGGUUGCAAAGCAGAUAAAAUCUCAUUCUCCGUUGCGCAGAAGAGCGCGUGUGAUUAGGAAUUGGAGGAACACAUUACCUCGGCGUUCAUCAAGCGAGGACGGGGAUGAUUCUUUCGGACAUGAAACAUCCUUGUACAAAAUGAUAAUUUAAUCAACAGCUACCAAAAUCAUAUCAAGAAUACAUGCAACCAUGAUUGUCUGAAGAACAAAGGGGGGAAUAGAGUUGUACAGUCUUCCCUCUGUUUCAUUCUGAUAACUCUUCCUCUUUCUGCUUCACAGGAGAAUACAAAUCUGGUCGUGAACUAUACUUACAGUUUUGACAGGCCAAGAAUGUCCAUACUAGAAUUCCCCCAUUCUUGAAUUCAAGAUUCAUUCUCUCUCCAUGUUGUCUUCUUUAAGUUUUCCAGGUUUCUUGUAGUGUCCAAUUCAUGAUGAAAUUUGGGCUUUUAUAGAACAGUUGUACGAAAAGAGUUGGACAAGCUCAACAUUGUAGGAACAGACAGACAAUGGCCCAAUCACAGGGUCCAAACCCAAUCAUGAGUUUGUGGCAACCAGCUGCUUAAAACGUGUGGUCCCCUUUCAAGAAAAAGAUUGAGACAGCCCAACAAAGCGAUAGGGGCUUUUCGGUCAUUUACCCACAAAUUUUAUAUCUAUA